AUGGCUCUGCUCCAGCGCCUGGCCCGGCUCGCUGCCUACCUGCAGGACCCGCAGAAAGUGGCCGACUUCCAGCGUCUCUGCGGGGUGGAGGGGCCUCCGGGCUUGGCGGCCUCCCCUCCCCUCGCUGAGGAGAGCGGGGAGCCGGGGCCGUUAGCCAACGGCAGCUGCCCCGCCAUGAACGGCGGAGGGGAAGGCGAUGGGUGGCCCCGGCUCAGAGCCGCCGCUGGCGGGGAGAAGCGGCACCCGAAGGGGCUGGGGAACGGGGCGAUCCCCGAGGGAGCCGGCGGGGAGGGACCCCCGCAGCAGCAGGAGGAAGGGCAGCAGACCUGGGGGAGGAGGCAGCCGCGCCGCAACUCCCUGACCGGGGAAGCCGCCUGCCAGGAGAUCGCCAUCCGCAACCCCUUCCUCUAUUAUCUGUUCAACCUGGGCACGGAGCUGGGCAACGAGCUCUUCUACAUCCUCUUCUUCCCCUUCUGCAUCUGGAACCUGGACGCCUGGAUGGGCAGGAGGCUCAUCAUCGUCUGGGUCUGGGUUAUGUACCUGGGCCAGUGCACCAAGGAUGUGAUCCGCUGGCCACGGCCUGCCUCCCCUCCCGUGGUGAAGCUGGAGGUCUUCUACAACUCCGAGUACAGCAUGCCCUCCACCCAUGCCAUGUCGGGCACUGCCAUCCCUCUGGCGCUCGUCCUGCUCAGCUACGGCAGGUGGCAGUAUCCCCUUAUGUAUGGUCUGAUUCUUGUGAUCUGUUGGUGUUCCCUGGUUUGUUUUAGUCGAAUUUACAUGGGAAUGCACUCAAUUUUGGAUGUUAUUGCUGGAUUUCUAUAUGCUAUUCUCAUCUUGGUUGUCUUCCAUCCAGCUGUGGACCUGAUUGAUAACUUCAAUUUAACUUACAAGUAUGCACCACUAAUUAUCAUCAGUCUUCAUUUAGCCUUGGGGGUUUUCUCUUUCACUCUUGACACCUGGAGCACAUCACGAGGAGAUACAGCUCAGAUUCUGGGUUGUGGUGCUGGAGUUGCUUGUGGAUCUCAUUUUAAUUACAUGUUGGGUCUAAUGCAAGAUCCUUCCCCAGAUACAUUGCCUUUAAUUCCUCCCUCCAUCACUGUGACUUUAUUUGGAAAAGCCAUAUUGCGGUUAUUGAUUGGAGUAGUACUACUAUUGUUAACAAGAAUAAUGAUGAAGAAAAUCACCAUCCCACUGGCCUGUAAAAUGUUCUCUAUACCGUGUGAUGAUAUACGACAAGCAAGGCAGCGCAUGGAGGUUGAACUUCCCUAUCGCUAUAUUACAUAUGGAAUGGUUGGGUUUUCUCUCAUGUUUUUGGUUCCUUGCCUGUUUCUUUUUAUUGGUCUUUCUUGA
Molecule: messenger RNA, 1350 nt
Organism: Emys orbicularis (European pond turtle)
Lineage: Eukaryota; Metazoa; Chordata; Testudines; Emydidae
Gene: SGPP1
Product: sphingosine-1-phosphate phosphatase 1
Exons: 3
Coding region: 1-1350 (449 amino acids)
Biological process (GO): sphingosine metabolic process
Cellular component (GO): endoplasmic reticulum membrane
Molecular function (GO): sphingosine-1-phosphate phosphatase activity
Source: RefSeq, a predicted model, not a curated record